UCCCGGAUGUAAAGCUGCUCUCUGAUUGGUUCCAAUGUGAAAUCUCGCACAACUCACGCCCACAAAGUUUGCGAGAAAACACGAGACUUCGACCAAAACAAUCGUCAUGAUCAUGGCGGCUGCAGAUGACAGAAAGAGUACCAGACUACAUGAAGAUAUCCCCCAGUCCAAGUGGCCCAUCGUCUACAGCUCUGACUACAAUAUUGGUUUCCUGGGUUUGGAAAAGCUGCAUCCCUUCGACUCUGGUAAAUGGGGUAAAGUCUUCAGGUAUCUGAAAGAGAGCGGCUUACUGAAGGAUGAUGAUGUAGUGACUCCUGUAGAGGCCACUGAGGAAGACCUGCUGAUGGUACAUAGCAGUGGGUACCUUAACAGCCUCAAGUGGAGUAUGGUUGUGGCUGGCAUCACAGAAGUGCCCCCUGUUGCUUUGCUGCCAAACUUCAUUGUGCAAAGAAAGCUGCUGAAACCACUGAGAUUGCAGACAGGGGGAACAGUUAUGGCAGGAAAGCUAGCUACGGAAAGAGGCUGGGCUUUGAACAUUGGUGGUGGGUUCCAUCAUUGUUCUGCAGAGAGGGGAGGGGGGUUCUGUGCAUAUGCAGACAUCACACUCUCUAUCAAGUUUCUGUUUGAGAGAAUGGAAGGCAUCUCCAAGGCCAUGAUUGUAGAUCUAGAUGCCCAUCAGGGUAACGGCCAUGAAAGGGACUUCAUCAAUGACAGCAGAGUUUACAUCAUGGAUGUAUACAAUAGGUACAUCUAUCCACAUGACAGCUAUGCAAAAGGUGCAAUCAGACGGAAGGUAGAGUUACAGGCCUACACUGAAGAUGAUCGCUACCUCAGUCUUGUUAGGAAAAACCUUGAGAAAGCCCUGGAAGAGUUUAACCCAGACAUCAUAGUGUACAAUGCAGGUACUGAUGUCCUAGAGGGUGAUCCACUGGGAGCCCUGUCUAUAUCACCUGAGGGUAUUGUUCAGAGAGAUCAGUUGGUAUUUGAGCUUGCUAGGGGAAAGGGCAGACCCAGGCAAAUCCCUAUCCUCAUGGUUACCUCGGGUGGGUACCAGAAGAGAACAGCCCAGAUCAUCGCAGAUUCCAUCAAGAACUUGAUAGCAAAAGGUCUGAUCUCACACCAAGCUGCAGCAGUCGAGACAGAGAUCUGAGAGUUUGAUCUCACAGUUUUUAUGAAGAUCUACCUGAUGAUCAUGCAUGUAAACACUAUGUUCUGAUGAGACAAGUGUCAAACUGUUUCAAUAUGCAAAAUUUGAAUUAAAUGUGAUUUUUGAAACCUGUUCAUGUAAGCUUGUAUUUUGUAUGUAAGGUCUUGACAGCUUUUUGUCUUUUUAAAAUGACAAACCCACUAUAGAAUUUACUAAA
This is a messenger RNA of Branchiostoma floridae (Florida lancelet), 1364 nucleotides long. RefSeq names its product histone deacetylase 11-like. Bases 107 to 1150 code for a protein of 347 amino acids. The transcript has 12 exons. NCBI's taxonomy places the organism in Eukaryota, Metazoa, Chordata, Leptocardii, Amphioxiformes, Branchiostomatidae. The record is from RefSeq and is a predicted model, not a curated record. Gene Ontology annotation, molecular function: histone deacetylase activity.